CACACUGCAUGUCUACUGUGAAAAAAAAGAUGACGAAGGGACGCAUCUGUUUUUCUUCUGCAAACUGAACCGGAUCCUUCGCCUUCUCUGGUUUCUGGCAUUUAAGCUAGACUUCCCUGAGAGAAACUAAUACAAGCUGAACUGAAUUACAACAAUCACAGGAAACAGGUGCAGUCCAGGUCAGUCUGAGCAUGCAGUCCUUGACCGAGGAGAUCCACAAUUUCUCUCGGACGCGGCUGAGGAAGCAGUGCACCCGUGUGACCUCACUGAGUGGCCGUCGCAUUAUCGAGACUUGGAAGGGUUCAACAAUCACUGUGGUCGAAGACCCCGCCCCCCCUUCAGAGAAGAUGCUGGGAUAUGUCCCUGACACUUCCUGGGACCUGCAGGUUGGCAUUGUCAAGCCCUUCCUUCUACUGGGUUCUCAGGAUGCUGCACAUGACUUUGGCACGCUGAGAAAACACAAGGUGUCUCACAUCCUGAAUGUGGCCUUUGGGGUGGAGAAUGUCUUCCCGGACCUGUUCAUCUAUAAGACUGUCAGUAUUCUGGAUCACCCCGACACCGAUCUCCUCCCUCACCUCCAGGAAUGCUGUGACUUCAUCCAGCAGGCUCAGACUGAGAAAGGCGUGGUGUUGGUCCACUGCAACGCUGGGGUGUCACGUGCACCCGCUGUGGUCACUGGCUACCUGAUGUCAUGCGAUGGCCAGUCUUUUGAUGCUGCCCUCUCAUUGGUCAAAUCAGCUCGGCCCACCUCCUCACCAAACCCCGGCUUCCUGGAACAACUGCGGAAUUACAAAACACCAGCAAUGAAUGGGUCCUGAAGUACAAAGACAAAAUGUUGCUUUAAUUAAAAUACUUUAGUAUAAAAAUAUAUUUGGGAUAAUUACAAUGUAUGGUCUGUUUUUUUUUAAGGAGAAGAGGGGUGGCUUAUACAGAGGUACCAUCCAAUUAAACUUAUAAACUCAUUAUUCAUCAAAAUUUCCAGCAUGUUUUCUCUCUUUCCUCUUCAUUGAGGCAUGAUUUACGUCUUUGUGUUUUAUUUUUGAGGGCGAUGUCUUUGUGCUUGAAUGCUGUCAUUUAGAUUUGUAUCUCUGGGGGAAAUUUAUUUUGACCCAUCCUUAUUAUUUCGGAGUGGUGGGCAGCCACAAACUCCAGAGUGUUAUUUCUAACCAGAAUUGAAAAUAAAUAGAUAAGCGAAUACAGAUGUCAAUGACUGAAACAGAAAUGCUUGUUGUAACUUUUUUGCAGUUAUGGCUUUGAAUAUGGAAGCAACAGUAACAAUUUUUUUUGUCAUACCUGUAGAAAACAAAACUGAACUAGAAUACAGGAAACUAAACCAAUUAACAGAGCACACAGCUGGGUACGAGGGAGAUUGCAGACAUAAAUACACACAAGGGCAAACGAGGGAACAAACCACAGGAGGGAACACAGCUGAACGUGAUCUAACUAACGAGACGGGGAAACGAAACUGAACGUGACGCACACUAGACAGAUGAUAACGGAAGCUGGGAGGCAAACACUCGGAAACAAGAUGGACAAGGGAGAUAACGGAAGGAGACAACGAGUGGGACGGGGAAACAGUUAAGGGACACGAGACAUAGAGAGAGAGGGAGAGAGACAUGAUGGGCUGGGGAAAUAUGGAUAAACAUGACAGACAGGAGAGACAUGGAAUGAACAUGAGGAAGGGGCAUAUGGGAACAGAAAAGGGAAACAAGACACAAGGACACCCACGUACAGAUAAACACAAACAUACAGAGAGGGACACAGAGGACAGAGACACACGAAUAUAUGAAACUCAAAACAGAUUAAACUUAAGACUACUAAUGAGCCUAAGACAUAAACAAUAAUACAAAAUCACACCAAAACACAAGAAGUUCAAAAUGCUGGGUCUAUUUUACAGGCUGGACUUGUAUGUGUAUUGCACUAAUAUUUAUAAAACUUUCACAGCUAAAAAAAC
This is a messenger RNA of Haplochromis burtoni (Burton's mouthbrooder), 1954 nucleotides long. RefSeq names its product dual specificity phosphatase 19a (gene dusp19a). Lineage: Eukaryota; Metazoa; Chordata; Actinopteri; Cichliformes; Cichlidae. The record is from RefSeq and is a predicted model, not a curated record. Bases 192 to 818 code for a protein of 208 amino acids. Gene Ontology annotation, biological process: regulation of MAP kinase activity; protein dephosphorylation. The transcript is spliced from 5 exons. Gene Ontology annotation, cellular component: cytoplasm. Gene Ontology annotation, molecular function: JUN kinase phosphatase activity.